CCGGCCACCCUGGGCAGAGAGGUGAAACUGGCUUUCAAGGAAAGACAGGACCUCCGGGUCCACCUGGCGUCGUCGGCCCCCAGGGUCCUACUGGAGAGACCGGUCCAAUGGGUGAAAGAGGGCAUCCUGGUCCUCCUGGGCCACCUGGCGAACAAGGUUUACCUGGCCAGGCAGGAAAAGAAGGAUCCAAGGGAGACCCUGGCCCAGCGGGCCUGCCUGGCAAGGAUGGGCCUCCAGGUUUACGAGGUUUCAGCGGCGAAAGAGGACUUCCCGGUCCAAUUGGAUCUCCUGGCCUGAAAGGCAACGAAGGACCCCCAGGACCGCCUGGCCCAGCUGGUUCUCCUGGCGAAAGAGGUGCUGCCGGUCCGGCCGGGCCAAUCGGACUGCUGGGAAGACCAGGUCCCCAAGGGCCACCAGGUCCUUCCGGUGAAAAGGGGGCUCCAGGAGAAAAGGGUCCUCAGGGGCCUGCCGGGCGUGAUGGCAUCCAAGGUCCUGUUGGUCUCCCAGGCCCUGCUGGACCAGUUGGGCCACCGGGUGAAGAUGGGGAUAAGGGUGAAAUCGGGGAGCCAGGACAGAAGGGAAACCGAGGUGACAAGGGGGAACAGGGACCGCCCGGGCCAUCAGGUCCCCAGGGCCCAAUUGGCCAGCCUGGUCCAUCGGGAGCUGACGGAGAACCAGGACCGAGGGGGCAGCAGGGACUCUUUGGGCAGAAAGGUGACGAGGGUCCUAGAGGUUUCCCCGGCCCGCCAGGUCCAGUUGGAUUACAGGGUAUGCCUGGGCCACCUGGAGAAAAGGGAGAGACUGGAGAUGUCGGACAGAUGGGUCCCCCUGGUCCACCCGGCCCAAGAGGUCCCAAUGGUCCCCCAGGAGCUGAUGGUCCACAAGGUCCUCCUGGAGGAAUUGGCAAUCCCGGUGCUGUUGGAGAGAAGGGUGAUCCCGGAGAGGCUGGCGAGCCUGGUCUUCCCGGAGAGCUUGGACCACCUGGCCCUAAGGGUGAAAGAGGUGAAAAGGGCGAAGCAGGUCUUCAAGGGUCAGCUGGACCACCUGGUCCAAAAGGUCCACCUGGUGACGAUGGUCCAAAAGGUAGCCCCGGUCCAGUUGGAUUUCCCGGGGAUCCUGGUCCUCCUGGAGAACCUGGUCCAUCUGGUCAGGAUGGGCCUCCUGGUGAUAAGGGUGACGAUGGUGAAGCUGGUCAGACAGGAUCUCCAGGACCUACAGGAGAGCCUGGCCCAUCUGGACCACCGGGGAAGAGGGGUCCUCCAGGUCCAGCAGGUCCAGAAGGACGACAAGGAGAGAAAGGUGGAAAGGGUGAAACUGGCUUAGAAGGUCCUCCUGGAAAGACUGGUCCUGUUGGUCCUCAAGGAUCUCCUGGGAAACCAGGUCCUGAAGGUCUAAGAGGAAUCCCUGGACCUGUGGGAGAGCAAGGUCUGCCAGGUUCAACUGGUCCUGAUGGCCCGCCUGGUCCAAUGGGUCCACCGGGUCUGCCAGGAUUAAAGGGAGAUUCAGGUCCAAAGGGUGAAAAGGGUCAUCCCGGAUUAAUUGGUCUCAUCGGACCUCCAGGAGAGCAAGGAGAAAAGGGAGAUCGCGGCCUUCCAGGUUCUCAAGGUUCCCAAGGAUCUAAAGGCGAACAGGGUAUCUUUGGUCCAGCUGGGCCUGUAGGUCCUCCCGGUCCUCCUGGAUUACCGGGUGGUGCCGGGCCAAAGGGUGCUAAAGGGUCAUCGGGUCCAACGGGUCCAAAGGGUGAAACUGGAACUUCUGGCCCACCAGGUCCUCCGGGUCCCCCAGGGGAAGUUAUACAGCCACUUCCUUUCCAGUCAUCGAAGAGAACAAAGCGUAGCAUUGAUGCGAGCCAAGUGGUUGAUGAAGGGAACGCAGAUAAUAAUUACAUGGAUUACGCGGACGGCAUGGAGGAAAUCUUCGGCUCUCUUAACUCCUUAAAACUGGAAAUUGAGCAGAUGAAACAUCCCUUGGGCACUCAGGGCAACCCAGCAAGGACCUGCAAGGACCUACAGCUCUGCCACACCGACUUCCCAGAUGGUGAAUACUGGAUUGAUCCUAACCAGGGCUGUUCCCGAGACUCCUUUAAGGUUUUCUGCAAUUUCACGGCCGGAGGAGAGUCUUGUAUAUUCCCCGACAAGAAGUCUGAAGGAGCUAAGCUUACAUCCUGGCCCAAAGAGAAUCCGGGCUCCUGGUUCAGUGAAUUCAAGCGUGGUAAACUGCUGUCCUACGUGGAUGCAGAUGGAAACCCAAUCGGUGUUGUGCAGAUGACUUUCCUGAGGCUACUAAGUGCUGCUGCCAAGCAAAACGUAACGUACAACUGCUACCAGUCUGUCGCUUGGCACGAUAGCACCACCAACAGCUACGACAAGGCCAUCCGCUUCCUGGGCUCGAACGAUGAGGAAAUGUCCUACGACAACAAUCCCUACAUUCAGGCAAUCGUGGAUGGAUGUGCAUCAAAGAAAGGCUCGCAAAAGACUAUCCUGGAGCUCAACACACCCAAAGUGGAGCAAGCUCCUAUUGUGGACCUUAUGUUUAAUGACUUCGGAGACCCAACGCAAAAAUUUGGCUUUGAAGUGGGACCAGUGUGUUUCCAAGGCUAAAAAAUAAAAAAAUAAAAGACACUCCAGAAAAAAAACAAAAAAUAAAAAAAGGAGAUAACUAAAUAUACAUAAAUACACUUGUUUUGAGCAAAGAGGCCAAUAGCAAACCAGAAUGACGCCAAGUUUCCAAAUGAGCAACCUUUAAACCUCAUCACAGUUUACUAAUUUUUUUUCUUCACAUGCACGUUCUCAAACUGGGACGGUGAAGGGUUGAACCCCAAUUUGCCUGAGGUUAUGCGACUGGACCACCAAUAUAUUAGGGAAAGAAAAAAAACCACUUGGUGCCUAAAGCCUUAGGAUCACAUGACCUAAACAGCAUCACGUGACAAUCACUAGAAGCACAUGACUCCCGCUUAUGAUGAAUUAUGGAGUUGAAUAUCAUUACCUGUGUGACGGAGAUGCUUGAACAUAAUACAUCCAGCCUGACACAAAUUCGGACCAGAAAGGACUCUUCUUUUUCACUCAGUCUUCCUAAUGAAUGCACUCGCCUUUGUGCCCGGCUUGUCCCUUUGUAUUAAAGGUGCUUAUAUUUUUGUAUGUAAUUAUUUGUAUUGUAUAUUAUUAUUAUUCUGUUUUUCAUGAAAAAGAAAAGUAAGUUGCCUUAUCCUAAGCUUUAAAGCUUGCAUGUGACCUGGUUUUAAAUCAGCGUUUCGACAGAUAAAUACUGGCAAAUUUGUGGCAAUAUGUAAAAUAUAUUUUUUUGUUUUAGAACCAAAGAUUUCUGUUCUCCAACAUGUGGUACGGACCCGACUCUUUACUGUCUUAAGGAAUAAUUACAGUGCAGGGAUAAAUUAGACACCCGCGUGGGAAUUUACCAGUACACUAUGCAAAAAUAACUUGUUCUGAGCUGUGGUCUGGAAGAGAUAGAGUAGAAUAAAUGUAAAAAAAAACACUAGCUAUGCAAUUAUGCCACAUUCUCCGUGUUUCACUUCACAGGACGUUUUAAUGAUUUGUUUUCGCAAAGACAGCUAGGUCACCGAUUUCUAUAGAACUGUGGUUUCAUCAAAAUUAUGGAAAACAUUUUCUUUUUUUGUAGACUUCAUUUCCAGCCGUAGUGAACGAUCCUGCUGUAGACCUUAUUACUGCAUACAAUUGACUUGUGUCACCAAUAGGGCAAAGCAAAAAAUUCUUGGGCAAACUGCUUCGGAUAGGAUUAGCAAAGAGAAUCAAGCAACGAUUGGAUUGUGUGACAAGACCAGAGACAGGCUAACAAGUUCUUAUUAUUGUACAGUAUUUUACCUCUACGUUGCCUUGUCACAGAGUGGGAGAUUGCCUGUAGUAGGAAAAACCUUGUCAGAAAUAGGUGCUAUAUUCCGUUUUCCUGUGGUGCUAUUUUAUAUUUGAAACUCCCUGACAGUGCUCCUCUGUGGGCGGACUGCCAUUACUUCCUGACCGACGUAUCCCACUCAGAGCGCUAGCGGGAAGAGUUAUACUGCAUGCUUCUCUUGUAUUCAUAUACAAUGUAGAUACGGCGUAAUAAAAAAAAAUAUAUUGACUGUAUUGUGGUAGCUUCCCAUGUAGAUUUUUUUUUUACAAAAAAAACAAAAACAAAAACAACUCUCUUUCCAUUUCUGUGUUUAUGAUUAUUCCGGAUUUGUACUCAGAUGCUGAUUAAUUGUGGUGCUAACUUAUGUUGUUUGUUUAAAAGUGUUGAAAAAUAUGUCUUUCCUCGUGUGCUGAUGUUGGCGAAUGUGCAAACUGGUUCUUAACAUUUCUAGUCCGAUGAGUGUUUACAUGACCAGUACUGUACGAGGCUGAAACGCCGGUGAACCUCACUGCAAUAAUAAAAAAAGGGACACAAUGUGCAUGAAUUUGCCUCUUUUAUGAAUAGUUAGAGGACAACAAAAAGUCUGUAGAAGUAUCCGAUAUCUGUGAAUUCCAUGGGCAGAGGCAAGGCCCUUUACUUUUGUUGUUGAGUUCUCAGUAUAUACAAGAAGACCGGUCUUUUAGAAAAAUGUUCUUUAGGAUCAAUAUAUUGGGGGGAAUUCAAAUAUUUGAAAAGUCGGUUGGGUGUCUGUUUUUUACUGACUAUUAGAAAAAACAGACACCCAACGGACUUUUCAAACAAUUGAAUCUCCCCCCAUUGUGUGAUAAGGAAACAAAACGAUCCCUUAAAAAAAUAAUAGAAAGAGAUUUUAUUUUAUAUGGUGACCCUCUUUACAUUUUUGUACUCAUUCCUCGAUUUUAAUGUUGUACAGAUCCCCCCCCCCCCCCCCCCAUUUUAUAAAUGUUUGGGAAAAAUGUGUCCUUCAUAUUUAAAGCAGUAGCAUUGCUUGUUCCUACCAACAUGUCCUUUGCAUUAAAACCAAUUUUAAAGACCAUUAGAAGAUUAUUAUUUUUUACAGCUUCCAAAAUAGAUGUAGCUGUGGCUGGCACGAAUACAAUAUUUAUUUAGACGAGUUCUGUUCUUACUAAAAGCACAAUGCUAAACCAUCUCAUGGGAAACAUCUGUAUUUAGAAGAAAAUGCAAAUAAUAUCACAGUGUUCUGAGCCUUGUAAUUCAUACUUAAUAAUGUUUUAUCAAAUAAUACUUUAAAAAAAUUAUAUAUUUAUAUAUAUAUAUAUUAUUGCUCACAGUGCAAUCUGAGUAUGCUGCAAUAUCACAAAUUAGUUUGAUGGACAGGCAGCACUUUUUAAGUAUGGUUCCCAGGACUUUUCGGUGAAUGGUAGUCAUGAUUUUCAUACCCAUGGAAUGGAAAAUCAAAUGCCUGAGUCCUUGUCCCAAUGGUAAUAGCCAUCAACAAGUAUGAGAAAUACAAAGCAUUCGUAAAUAUUUACAAUAUUGUCCUCUAAACUAAAUUAAAAAAGAGAUUAUAUAUUUAUACCACUGAAACCAGCUCCGACCUUCAACAAUUCUCAAUACUUAAUUUGAGAAUUUUCUAACCAUGAAGAACAUAAACCCACUGAUUGAUCUUUGUGCACUUUUUGAUUUGGGAAAAAUAAGAAUUUAAGCAACAAUAGCUUCCUGCAAACUCCUGACCUAAAAUACUCUCACAGUUAGUUACAGCACUUUCUUGUUGUGCUAAAACUCUUUAUGGAGAGCAAUUUCCUUUACCAUCAGCAAGCUCUGCUACUAGUGACACCAUGUGAACUUGGAUUCUAAUUGGGAGUGUACAUUUCGAAAGGGAAUUACAACAAGACUUUUUUUAAAUUUAAAUGUUUAGAAACCUUAGAAUGUAAUCCCCCUGUCCCCUCUCUGAGGAUUCUCAGUUGCUGUUACAAUAAUUGAUAUCUCUAAACGCAGAAUUCAAAAGUCAUACUGAAAACGUUUUCCUCGCUUGAAUAGGUUUCUCAUGCAUAGCUAAGAGGCUCAACACGAAUACAAAAUUUCACAGAUCAACCCUAUUAAAAUGUAAGAUCAUUAAUACAUUGAGACUCCAAUUUCUCACUCAAAACAUGAUAGGGAUUUUUUUUGUCCAUUGAGUUGACAUAGAGGUGACGACAGCAGGCAAAAAUUGCCCAAAUUAAUAGAAAUACGACUUUUGAAACCUUUAAACACUUUUAAAAUAUUAGAUACACUAGUUUUUAAGUGGGGAAAUAAGUAAAUUAAUCUUAUAGACACUGUCCUUAGCAGGUAUUCUUUUUAUUUUACACAUUUGGUAAUCUGUGGUUUACAGAGACAAUGUUUUUUGUUUAUAUAAAAGUUCAAGCUUCAAAAUUAAACAAAAAUGACUCUUAAUAUUUGCCCAAGUCUAGAUAGGAAUUACAGAAUUAUGUCCUCUAGGUGGCAAAAAAAAAUUGUACACCAAGGAACCAAAACUGGUUUGCACAUUCAGUUCAUAAAGAAUCCAAAAGACAUUGAGAUGUAUUUGAGCUCAUUGAUGUGAUCGCGUUUAGGUCAUGUGAUUAUUCUGUUUAUUGAUUUUUUUUAAGUGUUUCUGACUACAUCAAUAACAUCUGCUUGUGAAAUUUGUUAAAACCAUCACCAUUAUUCUUCCCUAAAAAAGAAAACAUACGAUAGCUAUAUUGAAAUAAACUUCCUUGCUGUAAAUGCAGAAAAAUUAUUUCCUGGUGUAAUUUUAUUUGUGUUUUAUUUUUUUUUUAAAUAUAUAAAAUUAAAAAAAGAAGUAUAGCUUCAGGUGGGAAAAAAAACAGUUCCUUACAGUCAGAAACUGUACAGUCCUUUCACCACAUACAAAUUCCAUGAAAUAUGUUAUAAUUUUAAAUUGAGAUACCCUCAAAGGGAUUUUAUAUUUUAAACCUGUGUAAAAAAAAAAUAAAUGUAUUAGAUUUUUGUUUUCAAUAAAUCAAGUUUACUGUUUUUACCUGUU
Pseudophryne corroboree (corroboree frog) is the source of this 6871-nucleotide messenger RNA. RefSeq names its product collagen type V alpha 1 chain (gene COL5A1). Gene Ontology annotation, molecular function: extracellular matrix structural constituent conferring tensile strength. The record is from RefSeq and is a predicted model, not a curated record. The coding region runs from base 108 to 2600 and encodes 830 amino acids. Gene Ontology annotation, biological process: extracellular matrix organization. The transcript is spliced from 30 exons. Lineage: Eukaryota; Metazoa; Chordata; Amphibia; Anura; Myobatrachidae.